Eremothecium sinecaudum is the source of this 1212-nucleotide messenger RNA. Its product is annotated as HGL300Wp. Lineage: Eukaryota; Fungi; Ascomycota; Saccharomycetes; Saccharomycetales; Saccharomycetaceae. Bases 1 to 1212 code for a protein of 403 amino acids. The record is from RefSeq and is a predicted model, not a curated record. The transcript has a single exon. Gene Ontology annotation, cellular component: dynactin complex.
AUGAAGGUCCGGUAUAAGUGUUCAUGCCAGAAUCGAGUCACAUGGAGUGAUCUGAAUUGCUGUACUCAAUGUCACAGUUUAAGCUGCUUUUCUUGCCAGGAUUUUCGACCUGUUUUAAAAUAUUGUCCUAAAUGUCUUGAAGAGCCAGCAAAAACGGAUCAGAUAUUCUGUAAUAGGAACUGCUUUCAAUGUCCAAGAUGCAGUAUAUCGCUAGUGAUUUCUAGUGAGAAGGUCGGAGAAGAAAUGAAACAAUACACUUUUAAUUGUACAGGCUGCAAAUGGAAUUUCGUCACGCCACCAACUGGAAGAAUCAAAUCAUUAACGAAGUAUAUCCUUGAGCUAUACAACUCUCAGCAUGCUAGAGCAUAUGAAAUUAUGACGCAUUUACUUAAUAAGAAGCAUCUGCUUCAGUUGGAAGGAAAAUCAUUCAACUUUACCCAAUCGGAACCAUCUCCAGAGGGCUAUUCAUCGAAGUCUAUAACGCAAAGAUUAAUUGUAGGCGAGAAACUACACAACUUAAUUAAUGAACAGAUACCUCUCCCUUUUGAGGAAGAUAAGAAGACGGAAUUGUAUCCCAAACGUACCCACUUGAAGUGCAGAUAUAUUUACUCGUGUCCGAACUGCCAUAAUACAAUGAGUGUCCCAGACCAAAGACCUGGGUCUUCAAGAUUGAUGAAGGAUUCAUUUGCUAUGAAUAUUCUUCCGCAUAUCAGAAUUGAAAGUGCGUCUAAAGUGCUGGGCACUACCACUGACGAUGACACAUUAGCAAUAGUCUUUGUAAAUGCAACGCCAUCAAAGCCUGUUGAGUUCUCACUUACGGCUUCAGAGAGUUUAUUCCUCCCGAUAAGAGGAUUUAUUCUACCGUCAGUUUCAAAUGACACUAAUUCACAUACCAAUACCGAAGGAAAGGACGUUAACCUGCAGAUACUGGAAGACUACAUCAAGUACGUACCAACAUACCUUCUAGGCAAGGAUAAUAAGCUAUCACAGGCUGAAAGAACGCGAAGAAUGGGAAGCAUGUUUUCGUUCAGGAAUAAUAAUGGCAUCAAGAUCCAACAACUAGCACCCGGUGACGACGAAGACGUACAGCCUCUAGACCAAGGUGACGCGUGGUGCGCAUUACCUUUAAAGGUGACUAAGAAGGGCACUCAUCAACUUAACCUCCUGACAAAGAUAGACGACUGGGAAGUUAACCUAGAGCUUUUCUUCUAA